CCUUUAUCCAGGACAUUUGAUCGAAACAACAUGGCCGCCCUGCUGAGAAACGUGCGAGUUUUAUGUGUCGCAAAUGCCCUUGGAAAACGAGUAUUGCCAGUUGUAACAAAAGCGGUAGCUUCCACAACUGUUCAGAGGUUAAACGAUGUAUUUCAUUCACGGGUUCAGCAUUUCACAGCUCUAACUCAAAGGUCACGGGCUGUGAGUAUUAGAACCCAAGAAGAACAUUUUAGUACUAUAACUGGUACAGUUUCAAAGGAACAGAUCCAGGAGAAAGUUCUUGCUGUGUGCAAGGCCUUUGAUAAAAUCAAUGCAGAACAGACUGCAGCAGGCCCAGUUGGUGUGUGUGAAUAUGGCUCAAAACCCCCUCUCACGAUACAAAACAUUGGGGAGAGAAUCCUCCUGGUGCUUAAGCUCUAUGACAAAAUUGACCCAGAAAAGGUUACAUUAGAUUCCCAUUUCAUCAAUGACCUGGGUCUGGACAGUCUAGAUCACGUGGAAGUUAUUAUGGCCAUGGAAGAUGAGUUUGGAUUUGAGAUUCCGGAUGUGGACUCAGACAAGUUGAUGCGACCGAGGGAUAUUGUCCAGUAUAUAUGUGAUAAAGAAGAUGUCUAUGAUUGAUGCUUGCAUGUGCCAUGUUAUUUCCAGUGUAUGUUAUAGAGACAAAGGUCAUUAUUGUUGAUCAGGAUGGGUUAGCGCUCCCGGUUUUUCAUCCAGCAUAUUGAAUCCAGAAAGAAGACCGUUGUUCAGAUCAUUUCUUUUUAGCCAGCAGCUCUAACUGAAUUUGUGUACUGUUUGACAUUUCUAACCGUGUGUACUAAUAAAGUACAGAGUGCUUAAUUAGAUCAGAA
Messenger RNA from Liolophura sinensis, 851 nucleotides. RefSeq names its product acyl carrier protein, mitochondrial-like. The transcript has 6 exons. Bases 31 to 621 code for a protein of 196 amino acids. Gene Ontology annotation, biological process: fatty acid biosynthetic process. The record is from RefSeq and is a predicted model, not a curated record. Gene Ontology annotation, molecular function: acyl binding; acyl carrier activity. NCBI's taxonomy places the organism in Eukaryota, Metazoa, Mollusca, Polyplacophora, Chitonida, Chitonidae. Gene Ontology annotation, cellular component: respiratory chain complex I; mitochondrion.